Messenger RNA from Acanthosepion pharaonis, 852 nucleotides. Lineage: Eukaryota; Metazoa; Mollusca; Cephalopoda; Sepiida; Sepiidae. The record is from the annotation of a GenBank genome assembly.
AUGCCAAGCUUAGUGCGGACGCCUGAUCGCCAUAACUCAGCGCACAACAGAACCCCCGAUCUCAAACCGGCCUCCCGACCUUGCCUCCAAGUAACUGGAUUACAGGAGGACGCCACCACUCCCAGCGAUGAAACCGUCUCAUUUAACAGUAGGCAGAAAAAAAAACCUGCAAAAAAAGUAAUAGGGCGGAGUUCGAUUAUUUUGAACGGAGAGUCGCACGCGAACUAUUCACGGGCGCGAUCCCACUACGGCUUGACACGGGGACUUUUGUCUGCUGCGUUUCCGCCCUCGACCGGGCCGGCCCUCAUUAGUCAACCUGAUCAGCUGAAGCUCCUCCAGCUAACCAUAUUGAUGCCAAGCUUAGUGCGGACGCCUGAUCGCCAUAACUCAGCGCACAACAGAACCCCUGAUCUCAAACCGGCCUCCCGACCUUGCCUCCAAGUAACUGGAUUACAGGAGGACGCCACCACUCCCAGCGAUGAAACCGUCUCAUUUAACAGUAGGCAGAAAAAAAAACCUGCAAAAAAAGUAAUAGGGCGGAGUUCGAUUAUUUUGAACGGAGAGUCGCACGCGAACUAUUCACGGGCGCGAUCCCACUACGGCUUGACACGGGGACUUUUGUCUGCUGCGUUUCCGCCCUCGACCGGGCCGGCCCUCAUUAGUCAACCUGAUCAGCUGAAGCUCCUCCAGCUAACCAUAUUGAUGCCAAGCUUAGUGCGGACGCCUGAUCGCCAUAACUCAGCGCACAACAGAACCCCCGAUCUCAAACCGGCCACCCGACCUUGCCUCCAAGUAACUGGAUUACAGGAGGACGCCACCACUCCCAGCGAUGAAACCGUCUCAUUUAAGUAA